UAUGAUCUAAUUCCCCUUCCUCUUGCUUGGUUCCUUUUUUUCAUUCCUCUCUCUCUCUCACUCUUCCCCCUUGCCUUUAUACUACUUAUAUACCCCAAGUCACUGCCGAAGACCCCAUUACCCCAUACUGUCCAUACCACCACCACUACCACCACUAUAUUCAAUUACCGCAAUCUUCUCCUCAUUCCUCGUCGGGUGACCACUUGCGCCGCUAUAGGCUAUUCGCAUUCAUCCAACAUAUUAUACGUCCCACCACUACUACUCACUUCUCCCGGGUGGAUAAAACUGGACUGAAUUACACCCAACCCUAUUUAUCCCACGGUUCGCAAGGACGUCAUACCUAACUUCUCAACUCCCUCACCUCUCAAGAACCUUUCUACUUGCUCCACCAACAUUAUCAUCACCACCAUGCUCUCCGCCGGCGAACGACCCCAACAACCCACAAUGACCAAUGCAGCAGCGGCAGUAGUAGAUUCCACACGCGGUCCCGUCAGCAAAAGCCCAUUGACCAACUCCGUGGCCAACUCCAUGUGGGGAAGCACCAGCAGCAACACCACCACCACAACACCGCCGGCAGACCAAAUCCAACACAUCUGGGUGGUGACGGGGCCAGCAGGAUGUGGGAAAAGCACAGUAGGCAAGGGGAUUCAACAAGAACUUAGCAUUCCUUUCUUAGAGGGUGAUGAUUUCCACACCCCCAACAACAAAGAAAAAAUGUCCAACGGCAUCCCCCUCACCGACGCCGACAGAUGGGACUGGCUCAUCUCCCUCCGCCAAGCCGCCAUCGAGGCGCUCUCCCCCUCCGAAACUAACAACUUCCACCCACCCUCCGGCGUAGUGGUUGCUUGUUCAGCCCUGAAGCAGAAAUACCGGGACGUGAUGCGCGUCGCGGCGUACGGAUCCCCCUCGGUACAGAUCCAUUUCAUCUAUCUCAAGUUGGAUGAGACCAUGUUGUUGCAGAGAGUCAUGAAUCGACAGGCCCAUUAUAUGAAGAGUAGUAUGGUGCAGUCGCAGUUGCAGGAUCUCGAGGAGCCCAAGGGCGAGUGGGAUGCCCUUACGGUGGAUGUGCGGGCUUCGCAGGCGGAGGUCCAGACGGAGGUGUUGGAGUUGGUGAGGGAUACAUUGGCCAGGUAUCGCUGAUUGACCACCUGUGUCCGGGGGGAGAAGUGUGUAUGUUGUGAGUGUCUCUGUGCAUGAUGGAUUUAUUUGACCUUUCUGGGGUUUUUUGUGUAUGGAGUUGGGUAUGAUAUUUGCUUUUUCAUAUGCAUUUUGGGGGUCUGAUCUGUCUUUUCAUUGAUUUCUGAUAUGGGAGUCUAAACUCUGGAUUGAUGCAUUUUACUUCUUGUUCGGGUUUGUUGAUUGAUACCUACCUACCUACCACAUACCUAUGUCUUAUCUACAUACGACUAUAUUUAGAAAUGUCACAAAGAUUACAACUUUCUAGUACAUAGCAAUA
Molecule: messenger RNA, 1456 nt
Organism: Aspergillus piperis CBS 112811
Lineage: Eukaryota; Fungi; Ascomycota; Eurotiomycetes; Eurotiales; Aspergillaceae
Product: gluconokinase
Exons: 2
Coding region: 409-1140 (243 amino acids)
Cellular component (GO): cytoplasm
Molecular function (GO): gluconokinase activity
Source: RefSeq, a predicted model, not a curated record